This is a messenger RNA of Acipenser ruthenus (sterlet), 2189 nucleotides long. Its product is annotated as SRSF protein kinase 1. The record is from RefSeq and is a predicted model, not a curated record. Lineage: Eukaryota; Metazoa; Chordata; Actinopteri; Acipenseriformes; Acipenseridae. Gene Ontology annotation, biological process: regulation of mRNA processing; protein phosphorylation; spliceosomal complex assembly. The transcript has 13 exons. Gene Ontology annotation, molecular function: protein kinase activity; ATP binding. The coding region runs from base 177 to 1457 and encodes 426 amino acids.
GAACUUAUCUGAAGCAGCAGAGAGGAGCAGCAACUGGCUGUGGUUGAGACAGAAAGAUUCUGGCUGGGGAUCUCAAGCACAAUAGAAAGAAAGAAACGCUGAUGUAUAGGGUCCUGGGAAGUAUCCUGCACAGAAAGCCCUCCACAGCCCCAGGCUACACGGACUAACUGGCAGCAAUGCAGUGGCCCCGGUCGCAACCCCACUCCCAUUUCUCUUCAAAGCUACCUCCAACACAUCAUCAGCAGAACCUCCUGAAUGUGCAGCCCAGCUGGGACUCCACAGAGAGGCUGCUGGCCCUGGAGAGAGAGGAAGACAAAGGACAGGACCCAGCGGAAUACUGUUACGGAGGAUACCACCUUGUAAAUAUAGGGGACACGUUUAACGGAAGAUACCAAGUGCUGCGAAAACUUGGGUGGGGCAACUUUUCCACCGUAUGGCUGUGUCAAGAUUUACAGGAGAAGGGCUGUGUAGCUGUGAAGGUAUCCAAGAGCGGGGCUGAGUUCACUGAGGCUGCCCAGGAUGAGAUAACUCUUCUCAGAUGCGCUGGUGGUCCCAACAGGAAGCAGCACUCAUACAGCCAGCGGAUUGUGACUCUACUUGAUGAGUUUAAACUAGUCGGGAGAAAUGGGAUCCAUGUGUGCCUGGUGUUCGAGCUCCUGGGACAGGACCUCCAUUACUGGAUGCUGGGCUCCAGGCAGACAGGGCUCCCCCUCCCCUGGGUCAAGCUCAUCAUCCAGCAGGUACUCCAGGGUCUUGACUAUCUUCACACCAAGUGUAAGAUCAUCCACACAGACAUCAAGCCGGAGAAUAUCCUGCUCAGUGUGGGGGAGCAGUGCCUUAACCAGCCACCAGGGGGCACCAGGAGUGUGCGAUGUCACCUGAGGGGAAACCAAAGAGGAAUCCAACCAGAUUUGUCUCCCUGUGACAGCCUGCUGUUCAAGUCCUGUAAACCUGAACAGAUCAAUGUGAAAAUCGCAGAUCUUGGCAGUUCCUGUUGGGUGUACAAGCACUUUUCAGACGAGAUUCAGACCCGGCAGUACCGGUCCCUGGAGGUUCUGAUUGGUUCUGACUAUGGCACCCCCGCUGAUAUAUGGAGCACUGCGUGCAUGGCAUUUGAGUUGGUGACGGGGGACUCUCUAUUCGAGCCACACGCGGGGAAAACCUUCUCACGACAAGAGGACCAUAUCGCUCACAUUAUCGAGCUGCUGGGGAAUAUUCCGGUGAGACUUGCUUUGUCUGGGAGAUACUCCGGGGAGUAUUUCAACCCCUACGGUCAUCUCCGGCGAAUCCAAGUGCUCCGACCCUGGAGUCUGUGUGAGAUCCUGGUGGAGAAGUAUGACUGGCGGCUGGAGGAGGCAUCUGUCUUUGCUGAUUUCCUGCAGAGGAUGUUGGAGUUCAUUCCAGAGAAGCGGGCCACAGCAGCACAAUGUCUGCAGCACCCCUGGCUCACUUCCUGAUCCCACUGCAGCCGAGCCAAGCCAAGCCAGGACAGCAGCAAAACAUACCAAUAAUAAUAAUAAUAAUAAUAAUAAUAAUAAUAAUAAUAAUAAUAAUAUUUGGUGCUACAGCUGGGGUCACAGGUUGCUUGUGAAAACCACAGCCACAAUACUUUAUGGUUUACGUACCUUUGCCCUAAUAAUUUACCUUGGUAAAUUUGCACAACAUUUCUGUACUUUUUUAUGCCUUACCCAUGUGUAUACUGCGCAUUUACUUACCGUUCUUCUCUAUGCUUUAACACAUGCUUUCUUACACUUUGCUAUGCUUUUACCAUGGUAUACGCGGUAACCUUUUAUUGAAAAGAAAUUUGAAUUGCAAAGUUGUCAAAAAUGUGUACUACAAUACUCUCCAAUAAUAAAUGUACCUUGAUGAUGGGUCAUUUAUUGCCCAUUUUAAACCUCAGAACCCUUGCUAAAUAUUUUGGUAUGUCUGAAUAGAUACAUUAAUUGUCCUAUCUUCAUACAUUUUUAAACAUCUCAACAUUUCUUAAGCAGAGUAUUGCAAGAACUGAGCUUAUAUAAUCAGAUGUAAACGAGUUGAUCUAAUGAUGUGUUUUUCUGUAACUGUACUUUAUAUAUUCUUCAAACAAAGUGAAAUGUUCCUAUUACAUUUUGUUUUUAAAUAAAAAAAAAGCCAGGAUGUCUGUAAUGUCGUUGAAUUUAAACUCGUGUUAGAAACUAUUCUUUAUUACU